This is a messenger RNA of Plutella xylostella (diamondback moth), 691 nucleotides long. RefSeq names its product protein cornichon (gene cni). Gene Ontology annotation, biological process: vesicle-mediated transport. The record is from RefSeq and is a predicted model, not a curated record. Lineage: Eukaryota; Metazoa; Arthropoda; Insecta; Lepidoptera; Plutellidae.
AUCAUGUGAAAACGUCAAAAUAAAACAGUGUCAAAAAUGGCGUUUAGCUUUCCUGCUUUUUCGUACAUAAUUGCGCUAAUUGUAGAUGCAUUUCUCAUAUUCUUCUCCAUAUUUCACGUCAUAGCAUUUGAUGAACUCAAAACCGAUUAUAAAAACCCUAUAGACCAGUGCAACAGCCUCAAUCCACUCGUUUUACCGGAGUAUCUGCUGCAUCUGAUAAUAAAUAUCCUAUUUUUACUCUCGGGAGAAUGGUUUUCCUUGAUUAUCAAUAUUCCUUUGAUUAUUUACCAUAUUCACAGAUACCGAACAAGACCAGUGAUGUCAGGUCCCGGCCUCUACGACCCCACUAGCAUCAUGAAUGCUGAUGUACUCACUGUCUGUCAGAGGGAAGGAUGGAUCAAGCUGGCCUUCUACUUAUUAUCAUUCUUCCUAUACCUUUAUGGAUUUUAUUCAGCAAUGAUCAGAGAUUAGGACAGUUACAGUACAGUAGACAGUAACUGACUGGUGGAUGAUAGUUGUACUAAUCGCCGCAUAAAUUAUAUCAAUCAAUAUUCUAAGUCAUUAACUUAUUAUUUUCUUUUAACAUAAUAUAAAAGAAUCCAUUCCCGUUUUCAUGUAAACCAAUAAUGUUUUUUAAAAUACUUCAUUUAGUAAGCAUUUUUCCACAAUAAAGUAAUUUUUAAUUAUUAUA